AUGACAGCCACAGUGACUAACAAAGUCACCACACCGUUCAUUGCCAGCAAACCCCUGACCAAGGCCUUGUCUCGUGGAAACCGACACAUGUACAACUCUGCAAAGCGCUUCGAGAACCACGAGAGGCUGGGACAAACAGUCAAACCGACCACGUGCACAAUCUUGGACACUGGACGACUACACACUGACAGAGAUGAAGUCUUUGAGUCACAUUUUGGUCAAGGGAGUCAGCGGUUCUUGGUAAUCACCGCUGUCCUGGUGGCGCUGGUCGGAAUUUCGCCGCUGAUCAUGGCACUACUGAAGCUCGUCCGCACGAAGAAACCAAAGGCAUCCAACGAAACCGAAGAUGACGAGAUACAACCCUAUAGUACCAUGUACCUUUCAAACAUUGCCGUGAUGUCUCCAUCUUCGUCUGCCAAACCGGUCCAGUUGGAGAACACUUACUCCCUGCCUGCCGACCACACCAUAGUCCGGCACACAUAUGCCGAGCCUGACAACAGUCACUCUGGACUAAAGGCAGAAGUCACCGCCCUAGAUGAUGACCAGGUUGUAAGUGUGAACCUACGUGGUCCAGAACCAGUCUACGAAGAGGCUGUCCCAGUGAAGUCAGAUGGGUUCCCGGUUGAGGAGACCGGACAGGGGCUGAACAAGGUUUACAUGAGUGAGAACCCAUGGAAGUGUAACUGUGACUUCUUGAUGUCCUACAAGACCUUCCCAGCAGCCCUCACACGUUCCAAUCCCUGCAUGACUUGCGCGACCCCUCAAGAACACUAUGGCCUACGAGUGUCGUCCAUCACACUUGACUGCGCUGUGAGUUCCGGAUCAGGAGAAACUGAAACGACAGAGAAUGACAACGUCAACCAGAAGAAUACAAAAAAGACAGGGUUUGUGAAUCCGGAAACGGUACCCCACAAGGUGAAACACAUGUACAACUCCGCAAAGCGUUCCGAGAACCACGAGAGGCUGGGACAAACAGUCAAACCGACCACGUGCACAAUCUUGGACACUGGACGACUACACACUGACAGAGAUGAAGUCUUUGAGUCACAUUUUGGUCAAGGGAGUCAGCGGUUCUUGGUAAUCACUGCUGUCUUGGUGGCGCUGGUCGGAAUUUCGCCGCUGAUCAUGGCACUACUGAAGCUCGUCCACACGAAGAAACCAAAGGCAUCUAACGAAACCGAAGAUGACGAGAUACAACCCUAUAGUACCAUGUACCUUUCAAACAUCGCCGUGAUGUCUCACUCUUCGUCUGCCAAACCGGUCCAGUUGGAGAACACUUACUCCCUGCCUGCCGACCACACCAUCGUCCGGCACACAUAUGCCGAGCCUGACGACAGUCACUUCGGACUAAAGGCAGAAGUCACCGCCCUAGAUGAUGACCAGGUUGUAAGUGUGAACCUACGUGGUCCAGAACCAGUCUAUGAAGAGGCUGUCCCAGUGAAGUCGGAUGGGUUCCCGGUUGAGGAGACCGGACAGGGGCUGAACAAGACAACCGACAUCCUCCAGGCCCGGGCUGCCAUGAACCGUCAACCUGCAGAUCAACCAGGCCAACCCGCCGCUCUACCUGCCGUUUACGAGGAGACACCUUACGAAGACGUCUGGAACUGCAUCAGUACCGCCCAACGAGAGAAGGAGGGAACCCAUGAGGCAGCCGGUCAGUAUAUGAUGAAGCUAGGCGGGGGCAGGGUGUCUGUCCUACCGAUAGCGCUGUUCCUUCUCCUCUGUGUUACCCCGUGGUGCGAUGCUGGUAAACGCGGAGGUCGCCCGCGGCAUAUUGUUGCAGGCUGCAGAAAGACUGAGAACCCUGUUUUCCUGCCUAAUCAAAAGUUAGUGCAGAUUCCAGCUGGUAAACUAGUUCCCGCCGGUACGACCUGUCUCGCUCUAAGCCGUAACUUCAUCUCCGGUCUUGGGCCUCAAACCCUGGCACGUCUACCAGCUCUAGAGUUUCUGUUGCUCCCAGGAAACAGGCUUACCUAUAUCGCACCGGAAGCGUUCAGCCAUGUGCCCAAACUCAAAGCAUUGAAUCUCGCCCAAAACCAACUGACGGACUUCCCCUGGGGACACAUGCAGGCACAGUCGUCACUGACAUUCUUGGACUUAAACGGAAAUCAUCUGACGUCACUUCCGGCCAACGCCUUCAAGUUUCUUCCCGCCAUGACCGAACUGCGAAUCACGAACAACAACUUGAUGUCGAUUCCCCGGGGAAUAUUUGAUGACGUUCCUCGUCUUACAACGGUUCGGAUGUCGCAGAACCCAUGGAAGUGUGACUGUGACUUUCUGGUGUCCUACAAGACCUUCCCAGCAGCCAUCGCCCAUAUGAAUCCCGGAAUGACCUGCGCGUCCCCCCCGGAACACCGCGGCAGGACAGUGUCGACCAUGAUACUAGGUUCAGGAUGUAUCGAUGCCUCAAAGGGAAUCGAGAAGGGAGCGGGUAACAACGGCUAUGGGAAGUAUCCAGCAGGGGGCGGGUUUCUUUUCCUGAAACAGUGGCUUAAGCAGAACCGAUAUCGGAAGAAUCCGGACAUUGGCAAAAUCCGUUAUACUACCCCAACUCAAAACGGAUAUCGGAAGAAUCCGGACAUUGCCAAAAUCCGUUAUACUACCCCAACUCAAAACGGAUAUCGGAAGAAUCCGGACAUUGCCAAAAUCCGUUUUACUACCCCAACUCAGAACCGAUAUCGGAAGAAUCCGGACAUUGGCAAAAUCGCUUUCACCACCCCAACUCAAAACGGACAUCAGAAGAAUCCGGACAUUGGCAAAAUCACUUUCACCGCCCCAAAUCAAAACGGAUAUCAGAAGAAACAUGUUGCAGGGAAGAUCGGUGGUCCACCGGUCACAACAGAAGAGGACAAUACCAAGAAGAAGACAGUCACAAAAAUGAAAAGACGUGACGGCGCUACCACACCCGCCAAUGCUGAUCUGAUCCAUACGUCUCCGCUUGUCCGACUUUAUGGCCAUUCCACUCAGCGAUUGUCGGACAAGGAUCAUGGAACCGUCCAAGUGAAUGUCCUACCAAGCCAACCGACCACCUCUGAAUGGCCUAAGCCUAAAGCUCGGCCGACAGACAACGAUCCCGUCUUUGGACCACGACUAACACCGAAGCGACAGAAAGUCCAAGACCUGCCCAAACCGAACGAUCUUACCACCCACUACCCGCCGACAAGUACGGUCACCUCGACAACACUGAAGCUCACCACCCUUUUCCAGUCGGUUCGACCAAUGAGAAAGCACCACGUGAAGAUGUCCUCCAAGACAGCAGCAUACGAGGAUACUCAACGAGAAAUCAUAGGGGUGAGCUUGGGCCUUGUGGUGAUGGUUACGGGGGUAUCUUGUGUUGCGAUUGCGUUGAAGAUUGCCCGGUCAAAGCGACCGAAGGUGAAGAAGGCAGCCAUGAAUGAUGAUGAUGACGACGAGAUACAACCCUACAGUACCAGGUACUUAACAGACGAGGACAGACAAUCCCAGACAAACCACUAUUACCUUCCAGCCGACCACAACAUCGUUCGGCACACUUAUAUUGACCCCAACUCUCCAGAGGCAAACCGACGCGAGGGAAAUGCAGACCGUAAAGAUGGCGUCCAGGCCUACCUCAAGAACAAGCUGAAACUACGUGGACCUCGGCCAGGAGAAGGCUACGAUGAUGCCGGACCGGUUUACGCUAAGCCAAACCGCUCCAAGAAUCUACCGGUCACGCCCAAGGCAGGUCGACUUGACACAGAAGAAAACACAGAGCCAGAGUACGAAGUCGCUGUUCCGGUGUACGCCAAGCCUAACCGCUCCAAGAGCCUACCGGUGACGCCCAAGAUGGGUACCGUGGAGACCAGAGAACCAGGAGAUGAUUACGAAGUUGCCGUUCCGGUGUACGCCAAGCCCAACCGGUCCAAGAGCCUACCGUUGACGCCUAUGGUAGGUCGUCGUCGUCAGCCAGAGGGAGACUACAAAGAUGCCGUGCCGGUCUACUCCAAGCCAAACCGCCCCAAGAAGCCAACGGACAACCUCCCGGCAACGCCCCGGCUCCAGAACAGAGAGCAACCGGACAAAGUGCCAAUGCAUACCGAGUCGAAGAAGCCAACCAUGGAGAAGGCAAACAGCCCAGCUCCCAUAUACACCAAGCCUAUCCGUCCCAAGAAGUCAACUGAUAACAAUCUAUCGGCUAUCGAUGAGGAAGACCACGAGUAUGAAGAACCCUGGACCUACCACGCCACCACUCAAGGGAAGGGGAUUCUGAAGCAAACCUAUCUCGGCAUGAAGGGAGGACGUCAGUGGGAGAUAGAGGCCAACAAAGACGGACAGCAGCCGGCAAAACCGAACAUCUACGACAAACCGGAAGUUGUGAUCGGCCGGAUUCAGCUGUCAGGUGGAGUGUGA
Branchiostoma belcheri (Belcher's lancelet) is the source of this 4368-nucleotide messenger RNA. RefSeq lists its product as uncharacterized. The transcript has 17 exons. Gene Ontology annotation, molecular function: protein binding. The record is from RefSeq and is a predicted model, not a curated record. Lineage: Eukaryota; Metazoa; Chordata; Leptocardii; Amphioxiformes; Branchiostomatidae. Bases 1 to 4368 code for a protein of 1455 amino acids. Gene Ontology annotation, cellular component: plasma membrane.